Messenger RNA from Pseudocercospora fijiensis CIRAD86, 3414 nucleotides. RefSeq lists its product as uncharacterized. Bases 1 to 3414 code for a protein of 1137 amino acids. Lineage: Eukaryota; Fungi; Ascomycota; Dothideomycetes; Mycosphaerellales; Mycosphaerellaceae. The transcript is spliced from 3 exons. The record is from RefSeq and is a predicted model, not a curated record.
AUGUUGCAGCCACAGAACCUGGCUGCCGUCAGACGCUUCUUCGGCUGGAAGCGGCCGAGCGACUAUGCCAACAAGAACGACCCUAUGUACUACCGACUGUGCAAGUAUCGGACACUGAAGACAAGAGCGAAGCUAUUAGAGAAGCUGCGUCGAAAGGGUCGAUGGGACUGGGACGUGAAUCAACGCCCAUUCUUCACAUCAAAGCAUAUCAGAUUCGCCAGUCAUGUAGGGAGGCCGAAAUGGUAUCCUCGAAAGGGCGAUGAGGACGCUGAAGAGAAGAAGCCCGAGGAAAUACACGAGGAAAAUGGCUUUGAGCUUAGCCAACGCGAGAAGGAGUGGAAAGAGCAGAUGGAGGCCAUGCGGAAGCGUGUUGAGCAGGACCCAUACGAGGCAGUCUUCGGGAAGCGUUUCGAGCCUUUCUGGAGCCCAUUGGUACCGAGCUGGAUGCGGGAGGAUAUGGGCCUCGCAGGCUUCUCGAAGCUGAAAGACACCCCUUCUACCCCCUCUUCGACAUCCAGUAGUAAAAGAGAUCCAAUAGAGAAGAAGCAGCCUGCCGCACAAUACAAGCCACUUGAUCCAGAACCGAUGAGACGAAAUCGAUCUCCUUCCCCACGCAGGGAGGACGUGCCGGAAGGUCAGCUCACGAACUACAGCUACGAUUCGAAGAAGACCGCGCAUCUUCCUGAAGCUGACGGCCCUAAUGGCCAACUUACCAGUUACUCUUAUGGCUCGUCCACAUCUUGGGACUCCUGGACGAAGAAGACCAGACGAGAAGAGUGGGAUUCGGUCACUGGCCAGACCAGACGUUACGAGUACGAUCCAAUUACAAAUCGUAUGGUGCCCGUAGACGGACCAAAGUCGAUGGAAUCUGAGGUGACGAAGCUUGGCUCCGAGCUCAAAGAUCAUCCCAAAACAUCUGAAUCGCCAUUGAUGGACCACAGUUUCAAGGCAAAUUGGAUCGAGAGGUCGAAACCCGAAGGUAGUGAAGCUUCCAGACUCCGCGCAGCAUUGAAGGGACAGCCCAAAGGCUCUCUGUCUCCCCUCAUGGCUCAUGGCUUCAAGUCAGUCCUGAGUGAGAAGUCUUCUGAGGCAGUCGAUGUGCCUGUCAAGACUUCCAAGACUUCGCUGGAGGUGCGCAAAGCCAUACCUGUCCCAACUCAGAACUCAGAAGGCAAAAACACUUCCGUAUACUUUCCAUCUCUGCUCAAUACAUCUCUCCAGGCCCGCGCUACAAACCACUCCGCCGUGACCACAGUGCCGGACAAAGAUGUUGAUACUUUGACGGCUGAAGAUGUUCGUGCUUCGGUUGGAAAACACAAGGCCGAGACGACAACGAAGAACAGCUUGCAGAACAAUGUCGAUGAGUCAAGAGCUCGACAGUACGGCAAGGCAGAUCUCGCUUCAAGUCAGUGGGAUCAAGCAGAAUAUAGAGUCAUGCUUGAACAGCAGAUUCGCCACUUGAUCAGAGCAAAAGAGAAACUGCUCAGAGAUGGAUCUACAGCAGAGUUGGCGGCUAUUGAGAAGAAGCUGGAUACCACAAAUCAGCAGUUGGAUCAACUGGAUAGUAUUCAGACUGCGAAGCUUGGGACAGAAGCUGUUGCCAAGCUGGAAAGUGUGGUGGAGCCUGUGCCCAGACAUGAAUCUAGCACCACGCUGCGAUCAGCUCUCGAUCGACUGGAGGCCAAAGAGUCGAGAAGGUGGACGCCAGAGGAACUUCAGAAACUCGAAGAAAUGCGAAGAUCAGGCGUACCAUAUGACCAGAUCAUGUUGAAACUUGGUCGAAGCUCAAAGAGAUCUGCUGUUGAGGCUGCGGACUUGGACGACUCUGCUGCUCACGAGUCCACGGGUGACUACAGUGAUUACAAGGCGAACGUGCCCAGAGACUGGGAGAAACAGGCAGAGCUACUUCAAGCAGACCGUAUACGCCGGACACGAGGUGAUCCUGUGAAACAAGCCGAGGACGAUAUCAUGUCGAUGCGGAAAUCUGGCAUGCGGUGGAUCGACAUCAUGAACGUGAGGAAAGCCAAGUACGAGGCCGAGAAGGCGCAGCAAAAGGCUGCUGCUGAGGCUCGGGAUGCCGAGAAGAACUCGAAGCUCGCGAAGGCCAACGCCUUGCUUGAGGCUGAGAUCCAAGAACAGAAAUCCAGAAUGCAAGCGCACGAGACCCGCUACGCACACAAGAUACAGUCUCUUCGCAAAGAACUCGAUACUGCUUAUGAACAGAGCAGUACCAAUGCUGAGAUGCAUGUCGAUCGCAUCAAAUAUCUUGAGCAGGAGCUCGAGAAGGCUCAGAAGGCUGCCGGCGAGAAGUCCAAUGUCGAGAAAUAUCAGAGCGAGACCGAUCGCUACAAGAAAAAGAUCGCAGAGCUACGGAGAGAGCUCGAUAGUGCUUUCAAGCAAAGCAGUACGGCGUCUGAAAAGCACGUUGAGCGAAUACGGCAGCUGGAGAAAGAAGUUGACAGCGCUCAGAAGAAUAGCGCAUGGAAGUCUAGAUGGGAAAAGCAGAUCUACGUAAACGAAAAUCAAGCGCUACGUGACCAGCGCGACAGCACUAAGAUGAGCAGCAACAUCAAGGAAGAGAAGCAUCUCGAACGGAUUAGGCAACUUGAGCGCGAGCUGGCAGAAGCACGAAAGCAGAAUAUGCCAGCAGAAGCGACGCAAGCCGAGGGCGAUAUGAGCGCCAACGUCACAAAGUUCGCCAAGGGCAACAGUAAGUGGUACAAGCAGCCCGCUUCGCUGCCCUUGGAUAAGGAGCUGGAUAGAGAACUUGCCAAGUACGAGCCGAAGCAGAAGAGCGAUCAAGAUCUCGUGCGAGAGGUUCGUGACAUCUACGAAAAGCAGUAUGCGACACCUGGCCUCGAAGAUCACGGCCUUUUGAAAGGAGCAGAAUCCAAGAAGUCUGUCAGUGUCAACCCCAUUGAUGGGACCACAGAACCAGACACCGGUAGUUUCGCCUCACCUACCGGCUUGGUCGGUGACCGGUGGGACAACAUAAUCUCCAGCGAAGGUAUUGCCCAGUCGCCAAGCACUGUCUCUAACGCUACCUCCAAAUCUUCUCCAUCAACAUCGAACACCACUCCCAACUCAACCAAGCCGCCUCGCACUGAAGCCUCUGAUGACAUUAGGCACUACCCUCGCAUCUAUCGUGAAGAACGAGUCUUCAGUGGCAAUCGACUCGGCAAACGCUCCGCCCUUCCCCGUCGCCAUCACCACGAUCCCACUCCAGAACAAGUCAAGGAGAUGAAGAAGAAGUGGAAGAAGUAUCGACGCAGAUUCCGAUUGGCGAUCUUUACUGGUCUUGGUGCAAGCGCUUUGGCUUAUGGCAUUGGUGCCAAGAUGGAGCGCGAUGCUAAGGAGAAGAGGAAGGAGAACUGGGAGAAGAUCUUAGAAAGGUCGAGAGGUAGAUUCGAUUGA